This is a messenger RNA of Thunnus maccoyii (southern bluefin tuna), 3773 nucleotides long. It is a transcript of the gene kcnh8, whose product is annotated as potassium voltage-gated channel, subfamily H (eag-related), member 8. Gene Ontology annotation, molecular function: voltage-gated potassium channel activity. Gene Ontology annotation, cellular component: membrane. Lineage: Eukaryota; Metazoa; Chordata; Actinopteri; Scombriformes; Scombridae. Gene Ontology annotation, biological process: regulation of membrane potential; potassium ion transmembrane transport. The coding region runs from base 134 to 3097 and encodes 987 amino acids. The record is from RefSeq and is a predicted model, not a curated record. The transcript is spliced from 16 exons.
UCACCUCUGGAGCUGUAAAACCUUAAAUGACAGCAACUUCAUCCUGGCCAACGCUCAGGUGUCGAAGGGCUUUCCCAUCGUCUACUGCUCCGAUGGCUUUUGUGAGCUCACAGGCUUCUCGCGGACGGAGGUCAUGCAAAAGAGCUGUGCUUGUAAGUUCCUAUAUGGGCCUGAGACCAGUGAAAGCAUCAUUCUCAGCAUUGAUGACGCCUUGGAGGAGCGCAAGGAGUUUAAGGAUGAGAUCAUGUUCUACAAAAAGACAGUGGUGCUGUUCUGGUGCCUGCUGGACAUUGUACCAAUUAAAAAUGAGAAGGGAGACGUGGUGCUCUUUCUGGCUUCAUUUAAGGACAUCACCGACACUAAAGCCAAAGCCAUCCAAGAGGACAAGAAGGAAGAGCGGCGGCGCGGCAGGGUGAAAACAGGCUCUCCAUUCAGCUCAGCGCGUCUGCGGAGCAGCACAGUGCUCUACCACAUCUCUGGUCACCUCCACAGCAGAGAGAAGAGCAAGAUUAAGCUCAACAAGAAUGUGUUCGGGGAUCCGCCUGCUUUGCCAGAGUACAAAGUAGCAGAUGCCAAGAAGUCCAAAUUCAUCUUACUUCAUUACAGCACAUUCAAGGCUGGUUGGGAUUGGCUGAUUCUGCUUGCCACUUUCUACGUUGCUGUGACUGUGCCCUAUAAUGUGUGUUUCAUCGGUGAUGAUGACGACCUGACCCGCAGCACAACUGUCAGUGAUAUCGCAGUGGAGAUACUGUUCAUCAUAGACAUUGUUUUUAAUUUUCGCACCAGUUACGUCAGCAAGUCGGGUCAGGUGAUCUUUGAUGCUCGGCAGAUUUGCAUCCACUAUCUGACCACAUGGUUCAUCAUCGACCUGGUGGCCGCAUUGCCCUUUGAUCUGCUCUAUGCCUUCAAAGUCAGCGUGGUGUCUGUGGUCCACCUGUUAAAAACGGUGCGCCUGCUCCGUUUGCUGCGGCUGCUCCAGAAAAUGGACCGCUACUCGCAGCACAGCACAGUGGUCCUGACCCUGCUCAUGUCCAUGUUCGCCCUGCUGGCCCACUGGAUGGCCUGCAUCUGGUACAUCAUCGGCAAGAUGGAGAUAGAGGCCAACGCCUACAACUGGGAUAUUGGAUGGCUCCAUGAGCUGGGGAAGCGUCUCGAGUCACCGUACUACGCCAUAGGAGGCAUGAACGGGACCAGCAACGGUCCAUCCAUCAGGAGUGUCUACAUCGCCUCACUCUACUUCACCCUCAGCAGUCUGACCAGCGUUGGCUUCGGCAACGUGUCUGCCAACACUGACGCCGAGAAGAUCUUCUCUAUUUGUGUCAUGCUUAUAGGAGCACUGAUGCAUGCAUUGGUCUUUGGUAAUGUGACAGCCAUUAUCCAGAGGAUGUACUCACGCUGGUCCCAAUACCACACCAGAACCAAAGACCUCAAGGACUUCAUCCGUGUCCAUCACCUGCCGCAGAGCCUCAAGCAGCGAAUGUUGGAGUACUUUCAGACAACCUGGUCAGUCAACAACGGCAUCGACUGUAAUGAGCUGCUGAAGGACUUCCCGGAUGAGCUGCGAUCCGACAUCACCAUGCACCUUAACAAGGAGAUCCUGGAGCUGUCGCUGUUCGCCUCUGCCAGCCGUGGCUGCCUGCGCUCCCUGUCGCUACACAUCAAGACUUCCUUCUGUGCUCCUGGAGAGUACCUCCUCCGACAGGGCGACGCACUCCAGGCCAUCUUCUUCGUCUGCUCGGGGUCCAUGGAGGUGCUGAAAGAUGGCAUGGUGCUGGCUAUCCUGGGUAAAGGCGACCUGAUUGGGGCGAACCUGUCCUUAGAUGACCGAGUGAUAAAAACCAAUGCGGACGUGAAAGCUCUGACCUACUGCGACCUGCAGUGUAUCAACCUGAAGGGGCUGUACGAGGUGUUGGACCUUUACCCAGAGUACUCGCAGCACUUUGUCCAGGACAUCCAGCAGGACCUCACAUACAACCUGAGAGAGGGACACGAGACACAUGUCAAAGCCAGACUGUCCACAACACCUCUAGAUACUCAGUCAGAGGGGAGAAGGAACGGGCGAGUGAUUCAGGGCUAUCCGCCCAUCAUUGAGGCACAGGAGGAACAUGAGGAAGAUGAGGAGGAGGAAGACGAGGCCAUGUCUGUUUCUCUGUCAUCGGAGCAGAACCGAGCAGUGAACCUCAGGGACACCGGUGGGAAGUCUCCACUGAGCCGGCCCAGCCAGAAGACCACAGGACAGAGCUCCAGGAGGUCUCGGAGGAAGGUCCAGGAAAUUACUCUCACCACUUUAGACCCUUCCAACCUGAGUCCCAGGAUAGUGGAUGGUACUGAAGACAGUGAGGGGACAGAGGGUUCCCUGGCCUUCUCCUUCUCCACAAACCGAGGUUGUCCUCUCAACGAACCAACCAGUGCCCCAGCAUCUGCCACAGAUAUGCUGCAGAUCAGCACAGCAGAAUUAGCAGCUAAAGCAGAGGAGACCAGAGGACAACUGCGACACCUCGACCAGCAGGUGAGCACCCUCGGGAGGGAAGUGGCCGACCUUGGUCGUGUCAUGAAGAGAAUGGCCCAACUCAUGGAGACCCUCAUGUCAUCAGUACCACAUGCUUCAGUGGUCUGCCCCACGCACUACUCCCCAGCACACCACAGCUACCUGCCCCAUCCUAACCCUCCACCGUCUUACCCUUCCCCGUCCUCGUCUCAGACUGCCUCCACCUGGACAGACACGCCCAUGUCAUUGCCCUCAUCUCCCCUCACAAUUCCCCAGCAGCAUGGUGCAAUAUGCCACAUGGACUCUCUCACACAUAGACCCCAGGACCUUCAGCUUGGGUACUCCAGCUCAAGUCCACCUCUAACCCCCAACACAUCUGCCUUUCAACUACAACACUCCCCUGUCAUUGCGGAGUCUCACCUGCCUUCCUCAUCCCUCAGCUCACUGGAGACUUCUCACUAUGAAGAUGGGGUUUCUGAGUCCAUCAGGUCAAGGGUAUACAAUCCACCUCCGCAGGACGGGGGAGAUGAGGGCCCUCAUCAGAGCUCUGGGUGCUCUCCUCAAACUGGACUUAGGGGGACCUACCAGCACCAAACCAAGGGUUUGUAGCGGGCCUCCAUCUGAACAUUCCUGGACUCUGCAGGAAUUUUUUCCAGGACAUUUUUCUGGGACAUGUUCCUGCACUAAAGAUCAAACUGAUCAUUGGAGGACAUUUGCAGGGAUGCAACUUAGAUUUCUUUUGUUUUAAAGGCACGUGUUUAAAAAUCCGGUUGCAUGAAAACAAGUACAGAAGGUUUAGGUGUGUUAGCUUUACCUUAUAGAAUCUUAGUGUUGUUAAACAGGAUGUAGAAGUUUGGGUCAGUUGUGGAGCUGUAUAAUGGCAGCUCUCUGGAUAGAGUCCACUCCCAACCCCCCCACCUUGAGGCUCCCUCAGAGAGCAACGGCAGGAUUGUGCCAUAAUGGAGGACAAGAGGGAUACAGUGUAGGAGGAGAGACUUCUUUCUGUUUCUUUCUUUCUUUUUUUUUCGCUCCUGGCUAGAGAUGGUUUCAGGUUGGCUGGUUUGGUUGGAGGAAGAGAAAGCAUCAUGAGUGGAGGUGGUGGGCUUUGGAGAUAAGAAACCCCAAGGACCCCACCUCCCACCCACCCACCUCUGUUAUUUCCUCUCCUUUUAACCCUUCUUUCUUUGUUCACUCAACCUGUGCCAGAUGCUCUGGAUUACGUGGACCAGUGCGUGGCUGGUUGGGGCUGGUAGGACUGGGAGCACAGGAUGGUGUGAGGAGAGAG